Messenger RNA from Pomacea canaliculata, 2417 nucleotides. Its product is annotated as aspartate--tRNA ligase, cytoplasmic-like. NCBI's taxonomy places the organism in Eukaryota, Metazoa, Mollusca, Gastropoda, Architaenioglossa, Ampullariidae. Gene Ontology annotation, cellular component: cytosol; cytoplasm; aminoacyl-tRNA synthetase multienzyme complex. The record is from RefSeq and is a predicted model, not a curated record. The transcript has 15 exons. Gene Ontology annotation, biological process: aspartyl-tRNA aminoacylation. Gene Ontology annotation, molecular function: aspartate-tRNA ligase activity; ATP binding; RNA binding. Bases 326 to 1918 code for a protein of 530 amino acids.
GAGUCGGGGUGGGAUAGAAAGCGUAUUAAGACUUACUGUGCCAAUGCUGUGGCUUGGUCUGCUUCCGCCGCGACAUCUUCGUUUCGUCAACUGUCUUAUAAUAUCGGCAUUGUUUGUAAACACAUUCCCUACCAAAGCCAUAAACAGUGGAGUAUGCGGGAAAGUCGUCCCCUGUCGACGGCUUCCAUGUUGCGCAGAGAACUAUGGGAUAGGCACGUGUGUGCACGUUGCGUGAGAAAGGUGGGAGACAGCAGACGUGUGUCGGACAGCGUGUGUACGUGCGUGUGUACUGUGUGUACUCGGUAACCAGCAUAUCGUGCCAGCGAUGGAGCAGCAAGGAGAAACUCCUGGGCCUGACGGACAGCAGCUAUCAAAAAAGGCACUUAAGAAACAACAGAAGGAUGCAGAGAAAGCUGCCAAGAAAGCUGCUCAUAAACAGCAGGCUGAGCAGAAACAAGAUGCUGGAGCAGGUGAACAGGAGAAUGAAGAUGUCGCAGAGGGUCGUUAUGGCAAUUUACCACUUAACCAAUCUAGGGAGAAGGUGCAGCGCUAUAUCUGCAAAGUCUGUGAGCUGACAUCAGAGCUGAAGGACAAGCGAGUGUGGAUCAGAGCAAGGCUUCACACCAGCAGAGCAAAAGGCAAACAGUGCUUCUUUGUGCUGCGGCAACAAAAGUGGACAGUACAAGCUCUUGCUGCUGUGGGUGACAACAUUAGUCGACAGAUGAUCAAGUUCAUUGCAAGCAUUACAAAAGAGUCGAUUGUGGACGUUGAAGGAACAGUGCGUACCGUAGAUCAGAAAAUAGAGUCCUGCUCACAAGAUGAUGUGGAAUUGCAUGUUGAACAGGUUUGGGUGGUGAGUGCAUCAGCACAGCGCCUACCUCUGCAGAUUGAAGAUGCCAGCAGACCAGAAGGCGGUGAUGACCUAGCUACAGUAAACCAAGAUACACGUCUAGACAACCGUUUUCUGGAUUUGAGGACCACCACAUCACAGUCCAUCUUCCAGCUUGAAGCAGGUGUCUGCCAGCUUUUCCGAGAAUACCUGAUUGGCAAACACUUUGUGGAGAUUCACACUCCAAAAAUAAUUCCUGCUGCCUCUGAAGGUGGAGCCAAUGUGUUUGAAGUGACUUAUUUUAAAUCUAAGGCUUAUCUGGCCCAGUCCCCACAACUAUACAAGCAGAUGGCUAUAUGUGCUGACUUUGAACGGGUCUUCACUAUUGGUGCUGUGUUCCGGGCAGAAGAUUCUAACACUCAUCGUCACCUCACAGAAUUUGUUGGACUUGACCUUGAAAUGGCCUUCAACUUUCACUACCAUGAGGUGGUUGAUCUUAUUGGUGACAUGUUUGUCCAUAUCUUUAAGGGGCUGCAGACACGGUAUGCAGAGGAAAUUUCCAUGGUGUCCAAACAGUUUCCUGCUGAGCCUUUCAAGUUUCUGGAGCCUAGUCUGAGGAUUGAGUAUAUAGAGGCAGUAGCCAUGCUUCGUGAAGCUGGUGUGGAGAUGGGAGAUGAUGAAGAUCUCAGCACUCCAAGUGAGAAAUUGCUGGGACGACUCAUCAAAGCCAAGUAUGACACAGAUUUUUUCAUCCUUGACAAGUUCCCAUUGGCUGUAAGACCCUUCUACACCAUGCCUGAUGCAAACAAUCCUAAAUGGUCCAACUCCUAUGAUAUGUUCAUGAGGGGAGAAGAGAUUCUUUCUGGAGCACAACGAAUCCACGAUCCUGAAUUUCUUACCAAGAGGGCCUUGGAACAUGGAUGUGAACUUGAAAAGAUCAAAGGUUACAUUGACUCCUUCCGUUAUGGGGCCCCACCACAUGCUGGCGGUGGUAUAGGACUUGAACGAGUGACCAUGCUUUACUUAGGUCUGGACAAUGUGCGCAAAACAUCACUGUUCCCACGUGAUCCCAAGAGAGUCACCCCCUAGAUGUACAAGCCUUUUAAAGGAUGGUCAGAAGCACAAGAAUGGCCUUGAGCAAGAACUACUUCACUAGUCGAAAUAACUUACACAGAAACAACUAACAGAACACUGUGUAAUUAUAUAUAGGUAACUGAAAAAGCACCUAAAGACACAUGAAAAGUUUUUCCUUCACUUGGUUUUCAGUCUUAUGUUAUUUGUCCCAAACUUACAUGUUCUUGGAAGUUUUGAAUGAAAAUGGGAAAUUAGUUUUUUUUUUCCCUUGCACAUUUGUGUGAGAAAGGCUUCUCUAGUUCAAUAUUUAUCAUGUUUAUGUAUCUUUCUUGACUUAUCCAAGCUUAUUUAUUCUACAUUUUCAAGAGUUAUGCCCUUGUGAGAUCAUUUUUGAAACAUGUCUAUUCUGCUCCCAUAUGACCACAGCUUUCAUUGUUUAAGAAUAUAUAUCUUUUACACUUCUAAAUAUUUUCGCUUAAAGAUUUUAAAUGCCAAAGGCUGAAUGGAACUCAAA